This is a messenger RNA of Schistosoma haematobium, 6643 nucleotides long. RefSeq lists its product as uncharacterized. The record is from RefSeq and is a predicted model, not a curated record. Lineage: Eukaryota; Metazoa; Platyhelminthes; Trematoda; Strigeidida; Schistosomatidae. The transcript has 2 exons. The coding region runs from base 4841 to 5863 and encodes 340 amino acids.
GGGGGAGGGGGAUGUAUGAUGUGUUAAACAGAAGGAUUAGAAAUAGUGAAAUCAGUAGAUAGAUAGAUAGAUAUAAAUAUUAUUUUAUAUAUUUAUAUAAUUUUUUUUCUAGUUGGAAAUUUCAAUCUAGUUAGAGACAAUACUGUUUUAUUAAAAUUUUUGAUAAAGUUUUGUUCUCUAAAAUUGGAUGGUUUGAUAUUGGAGCUUUUAUUGUUAUUCUAAAUGAUAAUAUCAGCACAAACUUUAAAUAGAAGUGAUGCAUUCGAAUUUCUUCAUAUAUGGUUUACAGGUUGUCUUAUAGACUUCAAUCUUGAGUGUUUAAUUCAUUAUUUUGAUUUUAUCUCCAAUUGAUUUAAUUAUGUAUUUGUCCAUGAUUUUUCUGAUUAGUUCAUAAAUUACAUUGAUUUCAAUGUGUUUAUUGAUUGUUCACACAGUUCACUUCUACCUGGAGUUUGUUCUGAUGACAUCGUUCAGAACAACUAUGAAAGCUCCACUAUCAAACCAUUCAGUUCAGAGAACAAAACUCCAUCAAAAUCAUCCACCUGAGCUACUAAUCUUCUCCACUAUCUCACUGUCUUACAUCAAAUGAGUUGAUAAAUGAUCAUAUGGAUUUUAUAUUUGCCCACCACUGUUGCUACCUUGACGUGAUGGCUGGGCUUUCCUAUCGUGAUGAAGCAGUCGACCUAUACUGACUGGAAAAAUCGUUCCUCAAGAUCGUACCAUGUCAGAAAAAUCGGUUGAAGAGCGGUAAGACUAGAAGCAGCAGACCGAAGGUCUGAGGGCGAAGUCGUACUGUUGACUGUACAGAGGUGUGACGGUAGUAAGGUGUUUUUUUUUCAGAUAACCAGCAUGACAGCGAUGCUGCUUUCCCGCAAGAAGGAGUGGCGUUAGGAAAGGUCGACUAUGAAAAAAUCGAGCGAAAAACGUUCCUAUUCUAGCAGAGUUCUUUCUCUAACACAUAUCGAAAGGCAAUGUUAUCACGGUAGUCUGAACACGGUCCAGCAGUCAUUUGAUUACCACAAUCACAAAUAAAAGAACUUUUUAAUAUUUCCAUUUGUUAUAGCCGCUUAAUUAUCACGUCUUCUCUAAAACCCUCUGUAAACCGACCGUACGUGUGUAUAAGGUACUAAAAUUGGAGCAGUGACCUUGAAAUCCUUCAGACGCUUCUGACUGACUCGUCCAUGAACUAUAUUCUCGCCCCCUGGAUCUAGGUUUCGCGUUACUUGGUGGUCAUCAGCAAGGUGUCCCCACAGUCUUAAGGGAUCUGAUGCCUCUUGACAAAUUCAGUUCCAUGUUUUCCAGCUUCACAGUCAGAGGUGUUACCGCCGAGCUUUCCGAACUUCGAAUGACCUUCUGACGUGUUCUAAAUAACACGAAAUUUAGAUCCAUGGUUUCCUGUAGAUUAACUCCAACCACUUAUUCAUCGUAACAUAGUACAGGCGAUGUCGAAUCACCUAGACUAGUGGCCACAUUCAAUCUGCAUUAAGAUGAACUUGAUAUAAUUGAUAUUGAUCACUACCCAGUGAUUAUUCUUUUAAAAAGUUUUAAUGCUUAUAGAUCAAUUUUGCCGCCACGUUACAACAGAGAGUACAGUGUAAUUUGUACGAGGUAUUACGAAACCAACAAAUUAGAGGAUAUAGAAAGUGAAUGUUUACUGACUGUUAACGUGAAAAGAUUUUCCACGCGAACUUAGUUUGGAAUUAAAACUUCUACAGAAACCUUCAAAUAUCGUUGAGGAAGAUGUUCUUCGUAAUUAUUAUGAAAACUAAAACUCUACAACACUUCACUAUCAAUGUGAUAUACUUAAAUUAAGGUUACUUUUUUGAUGACAACAAUUUGUAUCGAUUGACUCAUUUUAUCUUACAAAGUGUACCAAUCGAUAACUGUGUAGGAUGUUGCUUUCUUCAACUUAUUUCAAAUCAUAAACCAUCAUGUCUAGAUAGAUGUUAAUUGAAUAUGAACAGUGAAAUUCUCUGAUUUUCAUUCAUCACAAAUGAUUCCGUCUUAUUAAAUUAUUCAAUUAAAGCAGUAUACAAAAUAGCUAAACAUUUAAUUAUAUCAGAAGGGGUUUUGUGGAGAUUUUAGAAAAUUCACUGAUUGAAAUCAUGAGUCAGUUGAAGCUAGAUCACCAUGAAAAACCUGGAAGCACCGUUGGAUGAUGGCUCGGUGGUCUAGUUGGUUAAGCACCUGGUGCGAGACCGAUAGGUCCCAAGUUCGAAUCUCGCGGGGUCGUGGGCGCGCACUGCUGAGGAGUCUCAUACUAGGACGAGACGGCCGUCCAGUGCUUCUUGGUUUUCCAUGGUGAUCUAGCUUCAAUUGACUCAUGAUUUCAACCAGUGAAAUUUAAUUAUAUGUUUUAAAGUCAUAUUAAAAUCACUGAAUAUUCAUAUUCGCAAUCUGAAUGUUACGUGCAAAAAUGUUACAUGUAUUUAAAUUGAGAUCAUAAAGUGAUUAAUCAUAGAUCAUCAUUGAGAAUCUGGAAGCAAUGGAUGGCUGUUCUCAGAGUUCUAGUGAGAACUCGUAACCAAUCAAGUUCACUCACCGACAACAAUGAAAGAUCGUCGCGCAAUUUCGUGAAUUUAUUGAAGUUAAACAUUUACAGCGUUCGCGUCUGCACACGAGACAGAAGAUCCCAGUUACGAAUCCUAUUUGAGAGAUCGUAGAUAACACUGUUGAAGAGUUCCAUACCAUGAUAAAACAGCUGUCUAGUGCUUCCAGGUUUUCAAUGCUGGUCUAACAUUGAUCGAUUCAUGAUCUUAAUUAAAAACUCAACAAUCUCCACAAUCCUUUACUGAUGGAUAUAUACAUAUAUCUUCAUCUUACAAUCUAUAUACAUUAUCGAUUAAUCGUCGCCAAGUUUAUGACUAUUGUUCAUUUCAAAUUUUUAUAUUUUAUAACUUAUAUGAACAUGUUUAAUUGAAGUUUCGUUUUAUUACCGAAUAUCAUUGAUUCUUAAUGUAACAUGUUCUAUUCUUACGUAACUUUAAAUGUUUAUCAAAUUUACAUUUUGUUACAUUUUACUUUAAAUUUAUUCGAUAAAGAAACAAAGAAGAAGAGACUAUCGGCAUGAAACAUUUUGAUUUAUGCCUUUUCUUUGUAGACAUUUUGUUACUUCUUCUAUGACUUGGAUAUUGAUAGUCUAGAAGAAUUGUAUUAUCCGAUAGAUAAUCAUUUUCUUUCAUUAUGUUACUGUGUCUUAUGAUCUAUACAGAUAUGAUCUAAACUUGCCAAGUUCUGAUUUUUAUCUGAACAGUGUUAACAUGUAGCAAUUCUGUUUAAGAUUAAUUAUUUUAGUCAACAUCUUGAUGAAACUAAUUACUUCUAUUACUUAUAUAUCUUCCAUGUAAUAAUUCCUUUUUCAAUCAUUUUCUAAGCUUAAUUUAUUUCAACAUGGAGUCAUAUUAGAUUUAUCUACAACUGAAGAAUAUCUGGAACUCAAAACAACUAUCCACAAGCCAACAUCGAACUCAGAAGUUUCAAUACAAAUUUCGAAACAGUUCUACUGUAUGGAAUGGAAACUUGGAGAACUACCACAACCAUCUUCCAGAAGAUACAAGUGUUUAUUAACAGUUGUCUACAGAAAAUACUUCAGGUCCGUUGACCAGACACUAUCGGCAACAACCAACUGUGAGAAAGACCAAACCAGAUCCCAGUGGAGCAAGAAAUCAGGUUGAAGCGCUGAAAGUGGAUAGAACACAUAUUGAGGUAAGCACCCAAAUUCGUCACAAGGCAAGGUCUCACUUGAAAUCCUCAAGGCCAAAGGAAGAGGAGAUGAGAAAGACUAAAGAACAAAUUAUGCCGAGAAAUGAUUGAAGAUUUGGCAAUUAAACCACUUAAUUGUGAGAAGAAUAACAGAUGAGAUUGUUGUUUUUGUUUUUCUUUUAAUUAUUUUACUUAACUAAUUUACGUAUCCAUUAGUAACAUUAAGUAAUUAAUAUACUAAUUAAGUUUCGUUGAUAUAUUUGUUUUUUUUCGAGGUUUAUACUAAUUUGGAUUAUAUAUUUUCACAUGUUCUUGAUGAAGUAUUGUUCUCUGAGCUGGAUGGUUUUGUCGUGGAGAUUUCAUCGUUCUUCUGAAUGGCAUCAUCAGCAGCACAAACUUCAGGUAGAAGUGAAAUGUUUGAAUUUCUUGAGAACAACUGUACUUUCUCCACGAGUAUCUUCGUCAACAUGUUCUACCAACAAGUGUAAAAUAUAGACUUCCAUGGAUGGAGAAUAGCUGAGCAAAGUAGAAGAAAAGUAGUACAUCUAGUGAUAACGGAUGCAUAUUACAGGAUCCACAAAUAACAACACCUCAUAGAGGACCAGAAGAUGAAGCUAAAGAAGAAACUUACGUCAGAAUAUUUGGAAACCUUAACAAGUGGAGAAAUUCAAAUACUUCACUUCUACUUGAAGUGAAACCAGCUGAAAGCUGGUUUGUUCUUUCACACAGAAAAAUGUUAUUGAUGGUAUCCGGCCAACGGAUAUUGAGUAUCUGUGAUAUUCUAUUCAGUAUAACAUACCAUAUUCUUGUAUUAAAUGAACAAUGAUAUAUGUGAUUUUAUCUUAAUUAAUAAGCAAAACGGGUGUACGAAUCAAUAUACAAAUGAGUUUGUUUUCGACUAGGGUCGUCGUCGUCGUGUUUUGGAUAAAAAAAAGUCUCCACCAUUUUUGAUGUUCUUACUUGGCAUUAUAGGAAUUGCAAUGAUUCCUCAUUUUGAAAGUAUAAGUAAUAAGCGGUUCUAACAUAACAAUGAAUGAAGACAGAGUCAUAACAUUAAAGGAAAGUAUUUUCUUUCAAAUAUAAAGUUUUCUGAUAUCUAUAUUCAUGAUAUUGUCUGUGAAUUGCUAUAACUAUCUUUAUGCAUUUUCUGUUCACCAAUAUACCUUUAACUGAAACUAUUGACUUUGUUUGCCAACAAUUACAUGAAAAACAAAUCAAUAUUGGAAUUGCUGAGUUUAGUCUCAAAGAAUUAUCUUUGAAAUGUACAAUGAAUGUCCAUUUUAUUUUUAAUAAUAAACAUUAUAGACAAAUUGAUGAUAUAGCGAUAGGUUCACCUCUAGGUCUUAUGCUUGUGGAUUAUUUUCUUGCGAAACUAGAAAACGAAUCUGUCAAAGACGUUAUCAAUAAGCUUAACUUCUACUGUCGUUACGUUGAUAACACUUUCAUUAUUAUCGAUCAGAACGUUGGAAAAGAACUCUUAGAACUACUCAACAAUAAACAUCCAGCCAUCAAAUUUAUGUGUGAAGAGAAACUUGAUAAUAAACUACAUUUCUUUGAUGUUUUGUUAAAUAGAAAAGAAAAUGGUUCUAUCAGUAGAAAUGUGUAUAGAAAAUGUUCUUCAUUAAGCCAAUACACACAUUCCUUAAGCUUUGUACCUCUUCAUUAUAAGAAAAACUUAGUUAAAUAUCUGACAAAUAGAGCUAUUAAGAUAUGUUCAGUUGAUACAAUUAACAAGGAAUUAGAGCUCCUGAAGAAACACUUGCGUGUAACAAAUAAAAAAAUAACGACAUCAAAGGCUAGUAAGAAACCUCUCUUCGUGAAGCUGCGAUUCAAUGGAUAUGUAGUUGGUGAUGUACUACAUGAUAAACUGACUAGAGUAGUGAAGAGAACGCUUAAUGCAGCCAACCUCUGUCUAUCGUAUUCGACCCGAUCUAUGGUGUUUCCUCAACUAAAGAAUAAGUUACCUGGUUAUGCCACUUUUAUGUGUAUCUACGAAUUCAGCUGCUCCUGUGGAGAAAGCUAUAUCAGGCGCACUACCAGACAACUGAACCAAAGAGUUAGUGAACAUCUCCCAUCGUGGUUAGGAAAACGUUCUGUCAAGACAAUAAAUAAAAGCUUUUCAAAUCAUUUACUUUACUCAAAUGAUGAAUUUGCCUGUUAAUACUUUACUUAAAUUAACAUUUUAAAUCAAUUAAUUUUUCAUCUGGUCAUAUUCUGAUAUUUUUGACAACGAUUAAUUGAUAUGAUGUAAAAUUGGAAAAACAAAAUCCAUUUUAACCUGACCUGAACAAUGAACAAUUGUGGAAUUGAAAUUACUACAAUCUUAACAAAACCCCUUCUGAUAUCAAUGACCAUAUUCUCACUAGUGACUGCCUUCAAGAGUUAUAUUCUGGAGUUCUAGUGAGAAGCAGUGACCAGUGGAGUCCAACCGGGUCUAUUGUGAAAUAGUAACCCUCUGAUGACAAUGGUGGGUGCGUGGCACAAUUUCUUGAAUAAGUUAAAGUUAAACAUUAACACUGUUGGAUGACGGCUAAAUGAUUUAGUGGCUAAGCGCUCGUGUGCAAGAUUGAUAGGUCCUGUGUUCAAAUUUCGCGUGGCGGGAUCGUGGAUGUGCACUGCUGAGGAGUCCCACAAUAGGACAAAACAGCCGUCCAGUGCUUCCAGGUUUUAAAUGAUGGUCUAACAUCAAUCGAUUCAUGAUCUCAUUCAAUAACGCAAUAAUCUCCACAACCCCAUAAUUAUAAAGAAAUUGAAUAGUAUUGUGAUGAGUGAUGUCCAAGAUACACAACAUGCUAUAUACUAACCCUCUGUCUGCACAACCCCACCCCAAUACAAAAUUGGCUACUUAAACAAGAAGAUAAAAAGUAGUAUGCAUCUAUGAAUUUACUGAUCACUUCAUACAGUUUACGUGUAUAUGUAUACGUAGAUAUUGAUUUAUUGA